Messenger RNA from Siniperca chuatsi (mandarin fish), 3181 nucleotides. It is a transcript of the gene rangap1b, whose product is annotated as Ran GTPase activating protein 1b. The record is from RefSeq and is a predicted model, not a curated record. Gene Ontology annotation, cellular component: cytosol; nucleus; perinuclear region of cytoplasm. The coding region runs from base 222 to 1934 and encodes 570 amino acids. Gene Ontology annotation, biological process: signal transduction; activation of GTPase activity; nucleocytoplasmic transport. Gene Ontology annotation, molecular function: small GTPase binding; GTPase activator activity. The transcript is spliced from 16 exons. NCBI's taxonomy places the organism in Eukaryota, Metazoa, Chordata, Actinopteri, Centrarchiformes, Sinipercidae.
AAGCCCGGACUCACAGUCACAUCACUUUUAGUUUAGCUAGUGGUGUCAACGUUUCUUAUGUUGCGCACCUCUACUAGCUAACACCGGUGAAGCUAAAUAGCUACCGUGACUUUUGUUGAUAGUUCUACUGUUAGAAAAUGAUCUGUUUGUAAUGUAUCAGCUGUCAUUGAGCACCAUUUUUAGAAUUCGGGUAUACUACUGUGCUUCUGCUCAGAGUCAUCAUGGCCUCAGAUGACAUUGCUCAGCUGGCUGAUGCUCUUUCCAAGACCCAUGUCGGCGAUGGAGAGUUGAGCUACAAAGGCCUGGGACUGAAGCUGGACAACGCACAAUCAGUGGAGGAGCUGGUCCGUGAGAUAGAGCAGUACCAGAGUCUGAGAGCUUUACGCCUGGAGGGGAACACUGUGGGAGUGGACGCAGCCCGGGCCAUUGCUAAGGCUCUGGAGAGCAAAGACCUGCUCCAGAGAUGCUACUGGAGUGACAUGUUCACCGGAAGGUUGCGCUCUGAAAUCCCCACAGCCCUGAGGUCUCUGGGCAGUGCAUUAAUGAGUGCAGGGGCCAGGCUGACUGAGCUGGACCUGAGCGAUAACGCCUUUGGGCCGGACGGUGUGAAGGGAAUUGAGCAGCUGCUCAAAAGCCCUUCCUGCCACACCUUGAGGGAGCUAAAGCUCAACAACUGUGGCAUGGGGAUCGGAGGAGGAAAGAUCCUGGCUGAAGCUCUGAUUGAGUGCCACAGACAGUCAUCAGCGCUCGGAGCUCCACUCAAACUGAGAGUGUUCAUCGCAGGGAGGAACCGCCUGGAAAAUGAAGGAGCCCGCGCCCUGGCCAAGGCCUUUCAGCUGAUGGGCAGCCUGGAAGAAGUCCACAUGCCCCAGAAUGGCAUCAACUACGCAGGUGUGAUGGCGUUAGCUUCAGCUGUGCGACAUAACCCAGAGCUCCGCGUCCUCAACUUCAAUGACAACACCUUCACCAAGAAGGGAACGCUGGCCAUGGCACAGGCUCUGAGGCACCUGAGAAAUGUACAGGUGAUCAACUUUGGAGACUGUCUGGUCCGCUCUGAAGGAGCCAUCGCCCUCGCUGCAGUCCUCAGAGAGGGACUGCCAAUCCUCAAGGAGCUCAAUCUGUCAUUUGGUGAGAUCACUGAGGCAGCAGCACUAGUGGUGGCUCAGGCUGUUAAGGACAAACUUCACAUGGAGACAGUGGAUCUGAACGGCAACUGUCUGGGAGAGGAGGGCUGUGAGGCCUUGAGAGAAGCUAUGGAGAACAUGGACAAAGGAGACAUGCUGGCGUCACUCAGUGAUGAUGAGGGAGAACCUGACGAUGAGGAUGAGGAAGAAGAUGAUGAUGAUGAUGCCAGUGACGACUGUAAUGAAGACAACGAGGAGGACGGAGACAUUGUGAAGGAAAAUGGACUAACAAGAAAAGAAGACAGUCCUGCAAAACCUCAGAGCCCAGCAGAGAUCAUGUCUUUCCUCAGCUGCCCCUCUGCAGAGAAGCUUCUUCAGCUGGGAGAGAUGAGGACAAACCUGCAGCAACAGGUGGAUGCAUCUGACCAGCACAAGGCCGCUGAUGUCCUUCUGAAAAUUGCUUCUUUGUACAGCGAGGAACCAGGGACCAAGACGGCUGUCCUUGAAACUAUUGACGCUGUGUUGCAGAAGCUCCUCUCUGGUUCAGCCCUCCAGUCAUACUGCUUCCUCUCCACGCUGCUGGUCAUGAUGGGACUCCUCAAGGGAGAGGGGAAGGUGAAAAAGGUGUCCCUGGUCCCAGGUCAGCUGUUGUGUUUGGAACACGCUGUCCAGCAGGAGUACUUCCCCCAGCACCACGCCUCGCUGCUUCACACCUUCAUGUCCAAGAACAGUGAAGCUCUCAAGUCCUGCAGCAGUGCCGGAGAGAGGCUGAGCUCUGCCCUGGAGAAGAAGUGCCACGAUCAACACUGAUCCACCACUGCCAGGACCAACACUGGGAUACAGACACACACUGUACUGACAUUAAUCUUUUCACCAACAAAACCAACAGGGAAGCUUUACACUUGAACAAGGGACUCGGACAACCACUUAGUGUAUCUUUACUCCUGAUUUGUAUAUUUUAUGAAGGCAUGACAAAGAUUGUCCAGAAUCUCCAAAUUUUAUUUUUCUACUUACGCUUGUGACUUAUAUUUUUAUAGAAAAUAUAGAUACAAAUAAUAAAAUUUAUAGAAAUACACAUCAGUUAACCUUUUGAGUAAAUGUGUAAAAAAUUAAACGUAUUGUAAUGUGAAGUGGAUCUAACAUAGACAGUGUCAAUCUGGCACCUUUUGCAACAUAUUGCUUUGCUUUUAGUUGUAGUUUCAAACAGCAAAACAAUGCAUCAAGGUCAUUUCCAAGUGUUGAUCAAUUUGGAAAUUGUACAAUAAAAUUUGGCAAAGCACGGCAGAUAUUGUGGCAGUGUUCUGAUAAGCACACAGCUACAGAUUUGCUGUAUUUUUAGACCUGUAUCUCUCAUACUCUGAAAACUUUGUUAUGGAGUGCUGAGACAGAAAUUAUUAAUGUAAAUCAAACUGAACAAAAAACUACACUUACAAUCUAUAAAUCAAAAUAAAUUGGUCCAAAAGAAAGAGAUGACUUUAUUGUUCUGUUUUACUGGUAGGAUGCAUUACAUGCACAUAUGGUAAGGGGAAAGAAAACAAACUUUUAGGACAGUCUGUCUAAUCACAAUCAUCACACCGCUACUCAUAAAGUCCAGUCAAGUCAGAAUGCUGUGUGCAUCAGACUGUGAGCAGGAAUGGGCUGCAUGCAGGACUGCCCCACACCACACACACACACACACACACAAACCUGAAUACACAGCAUGUGUGUGCAACGCCCAGCACUGAGCACAGUCAUAACACUGCAGAGCUCAGGGAACCACUAUCACUUUUAUCUGAUGUUUCUUCUCUCCUUUUUUUUUAAAUUCAUAAACACUUAUUGAAAAAUGUUCUCUUACGUGACUUUGUUACCUCAUAUAGCUGUUUUGUGUGUCUGUGAUGUGUCUUGAUGUGAUAAAGCAUUUAAGGGAAAUAGGAUGAGAAUGGGAUACACAUUUAUCAUUUAGCUACUCUUCUGAAUAACACUGGACAGUGUGUGCUGCCUUUAUAUUGUCAGGAUUUACCUGAUAUGUUGUUGUUUUGUACUUGAAAGCCCCAUCAGAAAUAUAACUAUCUAACAAG